Clonostachys byssicola is the source of this 1611-nucleotide messenger RNA. NCBI's taxonomy places the organism in Eukaryota, Fungi, Ascomycota, Sordariomycetes, Hypocreales, Bionectriaceae. The record is from the annotation of a GenBank genome assembly.
AUGUCAGGAAUAAAUCCAUUAAAAAGACCAUACGACAAUGAUGCCGAAGAACUGUCAAAAAUGCUCAAAAGGGUCAAGGAAAUGGAAAGGGAGGCUGCCCAGUUACUCGAAGAUGCCCAGUUACAGGGAGAUGAGAACCGAGGCCGUAGCCAGCCACGAUCCAGUGGAGGCCAUGGAGACCGUGAAGGAUCCCGAGGUGGAAUAUGCCACCUCAAUGGAAAUGUACAAGACGAUACUCAGUCUUUAGUACCCAUGCCAACGCCCGAUGGGACGCUUGGUUCUGGAAUGUCAAGAGUGAUUUCGCUCUCCUCACUGCCUAGUGGCAGAUCCUUAGAUAGAGCUACCACAGGAAACUUGGGCAAUGGAUACAUUGACCUUAGCACACCUGGCAGCAAUGAUCGUGUUGCUAGUUUCACAGGCAACGGUUUCGUUCCCUAUAGUGCAACCCAGGGCCAAUUCGGAAGUUUGAAUCAAACUACUACUGAAAUGGACGAGUAUAUCGACAAAAAAACUUCAUUCGAAGCUCGAACGGACUGGAUCCGAAAACAAAGGCCACAGUUUGCCGAGAUUUUGACACCAUGUAGAUGCGUGCUGCUUUUCAUCCAACACGUCCUACAUAUUCGAUAUUACCAACUGGGUCCAGACCAUGAGCGAAUUUCCCUCUAUGACGGAUCGAGUGAUGGAUUUUUGCGAGCUUUUUGGUCCAAAAGGAGAUUGCCAGAUGAGGAGAUCGCAGCGGCCCUUUUUGGGGACAACACAGCUGGCUUAAGCUUUACAGAUAUGAUGGCUCACCACACUUUGAGCAAAGUGCUUUGGUCAUUAUACGAAUUCCAGUCCUACCUAUAUGCACCGGUGCAAGGUGACCAAGCAGGAGAAUCGGGAAAUGAGACGGGUGACAGGAAUGCCCCCUUCCUCACGUGGGAUCCCAGCGUGGAACCCAACCUUGAAUCUUGGAUCAAUAGGCAUUCAAGCACAAAUACUAGCACACCAGGCACAAAGUCGGUUAGGAUAUUCAACAAGCCUUGCAUGUUGAUGGUGUGGGUUGAUACAGUGGCCAACGCUGUCACCAAUAUACCGAACACGCUCGACUUGCAUGUUGGUGCAUUCACCUGUGGGUCACUGGAAUACUAUAGUCAUUGCUAUGAGCAGCUUUAUAUGCUGAUGGCUAUGGUCACUAUUGAUAAGAAUGGACGUCAUCAUAUACAUGUUUGCGAACCUGGGCAGACCUGGACAUUGCAUGGCACUCACGAUGUGAAUACCAUUGAAUCAAUCUUGCCAGGCGAAUCCUGCUUCUUGUUGUAUGCCGAAUUUGAGGAAGACAUGAUCGAUGAUAUUCAGGAACGAAACCAGAAGAAGUCAUUCAGUGACUCUGAGUUGGCUAUCCAGGCGAGUUUCGAGAGGAUGGCCAGUGUCUAUUCACAAGUCAAGAUUCAGGCCGGGGUCAGCGAGAGCGCAGUCGCAGUCGCGGGCGUGCCCAUGGACAUGACCAUGGACAUGACCAUAGACAUGACAGUGGACAUGACUGGGGGCCAGAAAGGGCCAGAAGACAAUGAUUCAACCAACCAGACAGCACCUCACCAGUCUCAACCACUUUGUACACCACAGCGCUAG